Schistosoma rodhaini is the source of this 1992-nucleotide messenger RNA. The record is from the annotation of a GenBank genome assembly. Lineage: Eukaryota; Metazoa; Platyhelminthes; Trematoda; Strigeidida; Schistosomatidae.
CACCAUUUGAUGUGGAUACUUCCUGAGCACCCUCAUCUAGUGACACUUUCAGUAAAACUGAAAUGGUUAACAGCAGUGUUAAAUAUCUUUAAGCUAUUGAUCUUAGUGGAUUGCAUAACACUUAACCCAGCAGCAAGUUGUGUACUAAGUAGUUUCAAUUUCGUACUUGUUAAGACAUUUAUACUAUCGUCUGAUGACAAUAACCGCUAAUUAUUCUAUAACAUGAAGAUACAAUCUCGUGACUAUGAAAUUGGACGUUCUAUGGAUCUUUAGCGGUUAACUCGCAGUUGGACGUUUCAAUUUAGUGAAGACAUUUGUUCCUCCUGUUUGUCUACCAAAAUAAAGCCGUUGACGUUUAUUUAUCAACAACCAAUGUUCGCUGAAUAUUUAUUUAGCUGUUUGAAGGCUUAAUGACUCCAGACUAAAGGUUCACAGUCGUUUGGUAAACUAUGCAUCGAGUUUCGGAUGUUCCAGUUAUUCUGUUUAAUCCAUACUUGACGUGCAAUCUGUGCCGAGGCUAUUUAAUCGAUGCCACAACAAUUGUUGAAUGUUUGCACUCUUUCUGCCGCAGUUGUAUCUUGACUUAUCUCAAACUGAACACAACAUGUCCGGUCUGCGCGACACUUUUGCAUAAAACCAAACCACAUUGUGCAAUUCGGCCUGAUCGUGCACUACAGUCUAUCGUUUAUAAGCUUAUACCGAAUUUAUUUGAAAAGGAAAUGCUAUGUAGAAGAAAAUUUUAUGAAGCUCAUCCUUCAUGUUACACCCGAUCUUUAAGUCCUGAAAAACGUGGUGAUUUAACCCUGAAUACUUAUGUACUUCAAGAAGAAGAUCGUCUAAGCGUUGAACUUCGGUACUGGAAUCAAAACGAACAUAAGAAUAAUGGUUGCUCAAGUAAAGCUUCUAGUCAAACAGAUUCAAUCAGCCCGAUACUGCCUGUUAUCCCCCCUACAUUUUUACUUUGUCCACCUGAACUUACAGUGGGACAUAUUGAAAAGCUGAUUCGAAUGAAGUUCAAUCUAAAACCUAGUGAGCAUGAGGUUUCUGUUUUUUUUUCAGUCGACGAUCUUUUUAAUUCUAACUAUACACUAUCAGAUCUUGCCUGCUUGUAUGCGUGGCGUCGCCAACAGCCUUUUAAAUUAUAUUUUACAAUAAAAGAAACAUCGAGGCAUGGAUUUUCUGUGGUCAUGGAAUCCCAACCUCCGUCCACAUCGAGUAACUUAACUCGUAGUAUUUUAGAAAAAUCUAAAAUAUGUCCCCAGAGUAAUCAUUCAUCUUGGUCUGUAAAAUCCAAAUCCAGAAAUUUCCCUACAAGUUCCCUUCGUAAACGAAAUGUGAGUAACUCUGAUGAUGAGAUGGAGGCUACUCCAUUUGAAGUCUCUGCGCCAAACUCAAAAAUCUCAUCACAAUCAUUCUGCAAAAUAUCACUUCCAACGCAGUUCAUAAAAUCUAUAAGCUUAUCAUCUCCUAUGCUCAAUACUUCAAGUUCUGUUUGUUCUUCGCUUGCCUAAAAUCUAACUUACGUCCUAAUAUUCCAUAACUAACCAUUCGGAUUUAUGCCUCUGAUGGUGCUUUAUACUUCUGAGUCUGAUUUUUCGGGUAUAUUAUUGAAAUUUUAUUUAUUCACAUGGUUUUUUGUUCCUUGCUUUGUAAAGUCUCGUCAAAAUCUGGAAGAAUAUUCCAUUUUUUCUCCUAGUUUUGUACUAGGGAUAUUGUAAAUUGUACAUUUAUUUUUCUUUUUAUCAUUGUCAAUUACAGGCCAUUUUUCUACUUCCUACCAUAAAAAGACAAUUAGUUUUCCGGUUUUUUAAACUUGAUACUGUUCUAAAAUAAUUCCUUUGACGUUUCAGAUUCUUUUUCUGGUCUUUUUUCACUGUUGUUUUAUAGUAUAUGCAUUGUUGGUCCCUUUUCAGUGUGAUACAAAUUGUGCGGUUCAUGGUUUGCUGAAUUUAUAAAGCUUUAUUGAAAUAAAUGUGGUGACCGUCUAUUUAA